Lutzomyia longipalpis is the source of this 3850-nucleotide messenger RNA. It is a transcript of the gene Fur1, whose product is annotated as furin-like protease 1. Gene Ontology annotation, biological process: peptide hormone processing. Gene Ontology annotation, molecular function: serine-type endopeptidase activity. The record is from RefSeq and is a predicted model, not a curated record. The transcript is spliced from 11 exons. Bases 936 to 3638 code for a protein of 900 amino acids. Gene Ontology annotation, cellular component: trans-Golgi network; Golgi membrane. Lineage: Eukaryota; Metazoa; Arthropoda; Insecta; Diptera; Psychodidae.
GUUUGGUGAAACGUGAAUGGAGGAGGACGUUCCAUCGCGCAGUCAAAAUUGACAUCUUGAUUGGUGUUUGUGGUGUAUAAUUUCAUGUAUGGAAAAUGUGAAUUUUGUGUGCGGAAAUUGCAGUGAAAAUAGCAAAAGUGAGCGUGUGAAUUAAUCAUCUUGCGAACUGCACAAACAUUUAGAUAUACAAAUUAAGGAUCAUAUUACCUCUUGAGAGUUGAACGAAGCUACCAUCCUCUUGUCGUCGCACAUCAAGAAAAGUUUUUGGUGCACAUAGUAGCGGGUUGUACACAACACUGCGGAAUUGGGAAAUGAUGAGAUGAAUUCUCAAAUGUUUGACACACUCAAUUCUGAAAUUUCCUUCUCUGUAUCCGUAUAAAUUGAAAUUGACGAGAUUGCACAAGUUUUCCCAUAUACAUAUAUUGAAUGCAAUACAUCAAUGAAAUUGGGGUGAAUACAGGGGGAUGUGUAUAACGUUACGUAUCUUAUUUAUCACAUUUGGAAAUGUAUAAUGCCGAACGAUAAAUAAUGCACGUGAUUCAGUGAUGAAAAUAUAGGCAGUUUGUUUGGUGCAAAAUUCUAACAGUGUGAUGAGUAUUCUGAACAAGUUCCAAGGGUUGUGUGGUAUAGUACUCUGUAAAGUUCACCUGCAUCGCGGCAGAUAGUGUUGUAGAUUGAUUAUUGUUUUCCUACAACAUACAUUGCAACCUAUCAUUCAAUCUGCACACAAUUUAUUCGAAAACAACGUACCCCUGAAUGCGGUGUAAAGUCAACCAAAUCAAAAUCGCAUCUGAUUCACUGCCAAUUUAUUAAACGAAAUUACAUUCAGCAGCGAAUUGUUCUUUCGUUUUUUCUUUCAUUGUGCAUCCAAAGUGUGUGCGCGUCGAAGUGAUUGAAAUUACGGGGAAGAAGAGGAGAGAUUUGAAGAAAGGAAAAUGACAAACGACGUGGUACGAUGGACCAGCAUCAAUGGCAGCAAAUGGAUGAGGUUGUGUAGUGAAAAUGUAUUUAAAUCAAUUUUAUACGAGAUAGUUGUGCUAUUAUUAGUAAUUAAUUGUAAUAUAUCGGCGGUGAGAUGUGCCAGCACGGGUAGUGGUGUAAGUAGUGACAAUGAAUGGGACGUUGAUCUCUAUGAUGAGAUGACCCAUGGCCAUUAUACACCAACAUGGGCACUCCAUAUUCCCGGCGGGAAGAACGUAGCAGACGCCGUGGCAGCUGAACAUGGAUUCAUCAACAUGGGCGAGAUAUUUAAUGAGCACUAUCACUUUCACCAUAACAAGGUACAAAAACGGUCAAUAGAUCCGUCGUAUCACCAUCAGGGUCGUCUCGACGGUGACCAUAGAGUACGGUGGGCUGUGCAACAAAGGGCAAAAUCACGCCAAAAACGGGAUCUAAUUAGGAUACGACCUAGCAGGACUUUUAGUGUUCAACUUAAUGAUCCCAAGUGGCAGCAUAUGUGGUAUUUGAAUCGCGGCAAUGGACUCGAUAUGAAUGUGAUACCAGCGUGGAAAGAAGGUAUAACAGGAAAGGGAGUUGUUGUAACGAUUCUCGAUGAUGGAUUGGAGUCAGAUCAUCCCGACUUGGAGCAUAACUAUGACCCUCAGGCGUCGUACGAUGUCAACAGUCACGAUGACGACCCCAUGCCACACUAUGAUAUUUCGGAUUCAAAUAGACAUGGCACACGGUGUGCCGGUGAAGUAGCUGCUACGGCAAACAAUUCCCUCUGUGCUGUGGGAAUUGCGUAUGGGGCGAGUGUGGGUGGGGUACGGAUGCUCGAUGGGGACGUGACGGAUGCUGUGGAGGCACGAUCGUUGAGCCUCAAUCCGCAGCACAUUGACAUCUAUAGUGCUUCAUGGGGUCCCGAUGACGAUGGGAAGACAGUCGAUGGGCCCGGAGAACUUGCCACAAGGGCCUUCAUUGAGGGCGUCAAGUAUGGGCGCAAUGGCAAGGGAAGCAUCUUCAUUUGGGCCUCUGGGAAUGGGGGACGGGAGCAUGAUAAUUGCAAUUGCGACGGGUACACCAAUAGCAUUUGGACACUAUCAAUUUCAAGUGCCACCGAGGAAGGUGCUGUACCGUGGUACUCGGAGAUGUGUAGCUCAACACUCGCGACAACUUAUAGUAGUGGCGGACAGGGUGAGAAGCAGAUUGUCACGACGGAUUUGCAUCACAGUUGCACCACAUCGCAUACUGGCACAUCGGCGUCAGCACCUCUAGCAGCUGGAAUAGUGGCUCUCGUUCUCGAGGCAAAUAGAAAUCUCACGUGGCGAGAUUUGCAGCACAUAGUGGUGAGAACGGCAAAACCUGGCAAUCUCAAUGACCCAACGUGGGGCCGCAAUGGGGUUGGACGACGUGUGAGUCAUUCCUUUGGCUAUGGCCUCAUGGAUGCAGCUGGAAUGGUGAAGUUGGCGCGAACGUGGAAGACUGUACCUGAACAGCAAUUGUGCGAAAUCAAUGCUCCACCUCUCGACAGAGUUAUUCCACCCAAAGGCCAAAUAACGCUCACCCUCACUGUGGAGCAUUGCAUGGGUGUUAACUAUUUGGAACACGUCCAAGCUAAGAUAACAUUAACGUCUCAACGACGGGGAGACAUACAAAUCUACUUGACAUCCCCAGCUGGAACGAGGGUCACCCUCCUCACGUCGAGGAUUCACGACGUCUCCCGGGCCGGAUUUACAUUAUGGCCAUUUAUGUCAGUCCAUACAUGGGGUGAGGCUCCACAUGGAAAUUGGCAGCUCGAAAUACGGAAUGAAGGGAGAUAUAUGGCACAAAUUACGGAUUGGCGAUUAUUGUUCUACGGUACGGCAGUUCCGCCCCAACCCAAUGAUCCGCCUCGCUUUGGGAAGCCCGGACAGAUGGGGCCAGAUUUAGACCACAAUUCAUUGGAAUUCGAGGGUGAACGCGCCAGUGGGCAGUGGAGGGAGACUCAUCAGGUCGGCGAAAGUCAUGUGGAUGUACAACGAACCGCAUCUGGGGAUGUCGUCGAUCAUGCCUGCCUCAGCUAUACGCCCGAUAAGAAAUGCUUAGAAUGCGAACACAGGACCUUCUUGUAUGAUGGAUUGUGUUACUCCUCCUGCCCCGAUGGGACUUACGUGACAUCAGACGAUGUACCAAAGAGUCGUCACCGUGAGGGACACCUCUCACUGCGAUCCUCAACACAGGGCACUGUGGAAGCAGCACACGAGGAUCCCGAUUAUGCCAUUCUGGAGCCAGAGAAACGCAAAGUGCCAUCAACUGCAGAUCCCAAAGUUUGCUUCCCGUGCCAUUCCUCAUGCCUCCGUUGCAGAGGACCUACGGAGGCUGAGUGCUCAGCCUGUACCGAAAACUAUGAUCUCGUCACCCUCAAGAUUGACAGUUUCUGCCUCAAACGACCCGAAAGGAAGAUCUUGGGACUCACAAAAGGGGCCUUUGUGCUAUCAGUGAUAGUCUUUGCAAUUGUCCUCUGCUCCACAGCUCUUCCGGUGGUGUGGUGCAUCCGCAAGAGGCGACUAUGCUUCCACCAAAACACCAACUAUGAGUAUGAUCCGGUUAAAACAGACACAGAUGGGCUAUUCCCAAAUUUUCCCAGUAGCCUCAAAACAUCCCUCACCCCAAAGAGUAACACCCUAACACUUUCCAGUGAUUCCGAGGAUGAGAACUGAUGUGAGAAGAAAAUUCUGUGAUGCCUGAGCAGCUGAGCUUUUUGGACAUAAUUUAGUAGAGAAAAAAUUCUUAAUUUCAUAAUAUUUAUUAAAUCUGGUUGAAAUUGUUGGUAAUUUUUCAUUUUCUUUAAGAUUUCAUUUUUUUUCAAAGAAAAAUCAAGAAAAUUCAGCAUAAAAUGAAAAAGGGAAUAAAACAGUUUUAUUUGAGAAAA